AGCAGCACGUGACGUUUUGUUUUGGUUCCUUCUUUUUUUGACUGUGCGCUUCCUGAUCUUUGGCCAGAUUUUUUUUAUAUACAUACAUACAGGACACAAGAUGGAUUCCAGCUGCUUAGCUUUUUUGAAUAUUUUCUUUUUCUGCGUGUGCUCCGCGUCACCGCCGAAUUUCAUCCUCCUCUUCGCGGAUGAUCUGGGUUUCGGGGACUUGGGCUGUUACGGACACCCGAGUACUCUCACUCCCAACCUGGACCGACUGGCUGCGGGAGGACUCCGCUUUACGGAUUUUUACUGCACCAGCCCCGUCUGCAGCCCGUCCAGGGCGUCAUUAUUGACGGGUCGCUAUCAGACCCGCUCAGGUAUCUACCCAGGUGUGUUGUACCCAGGCUCCAGAGGGGGUCUUCCUCUGAAUGAGACCACCAUCGCUGAAGUGUUGAAGCCUUUAGGCUAUGCCACUGCAGCCAUGGGGAAGUGGCAUCUAGGAUAUGGAGCCAAUGGGAUGUUUCUUCCAACCAAGCAGGGGUUUGACGAGUACCUUGGGAUCCCAUACUCCCAUGACAUGGGCCCUUGCUCGAACCUGACCUGUUUCCCUCCAGAUGUGAAGUGCUAUGGAAAGUGUGACACGGGCACCGUGACCGUCCCACUGAUGCACAACGAGGCCAUCAAGCAGCAGCCAGUUAACUUCAUCGAUCUGGAGCGGGCCUACAGUGACUUCGCCACCAGUUUCAUCACCACGUCAGUCGAGAAGAAACAGCCUUUCUUCCUUUACUAUCCGUCCCAUCACACCCACUACCCACAGUUCGCAGGUCCUGGUGCAGCCGGGCGGUCUUUAAGGGGUCCAUUUGGGGACUCUCUGUUGGAGUUGGACAACACUGUAGGAACCCUGAUGGCGACCCUGGAGAAGACCGGAGUGAUCAACAACACGUUGGUCUUCUUUACGUCCGACAACGGGCCUGAACUAAUGCGCAUGUCCCGAGGAGGCAACGCUGGCCUUCUGAAAUGUGGCAAAGGUACCACAUAUGAUGGGGGCAUGAGAGAGCCAGCCAUCGCCUACUGGCCAGGGAUCAUCAAGCCAGGUGUGACCCAUGAGAUGGCCAGCACUCUAGAUAUCCUCCCCACCAUCGCACACUUGGCGGGAGCUAAACUACCCCCGGUGAUGCUGGAUGGGGUCGAUAUGACGGACCUCCUUAUCCACCAAGGAAAGAGUAAAAGGGAGACGAUGAUCUUCUACCCCGUCGAUCCCACUGAAAAGUACAGCCUGUUCGCUCUCAGGCUGGGGAAGUACAAGGCCCACUUCUACACAAGAGGCGCUACCCACAGUGAUACCACGCCAGACAAAGACUGUUCGGUGUUCUCACUCCUCAAGGCACACGACCCCCCUCUGAUCUUCGACCUGGAGGCUGACCCAUCAGAGCACUACCCUCUCACAGUGGAGGGAAGGCCAGACAUCGAAGCCUUGCUGGCGAAGAUCAAGCAAGUCAAAUUGCAGUUUGAAGCCUCCAUGGUGUUCGGAGAGAGCCAGAUAUCAAAAGGAACAGACCCGGACCUUGCGCCUUGCUGCAACCCCCAUUGUAGCCCCAAACCGAGCUGCUGCCAUUGCUGACUGGACAAAUCAAGGGUGGCGACGAUGUGGGAAAGCCUGCAAGCACUGCACUAAUUCUUAAUUUAAGAUAUCUUGAUCAAAGGACAAGAAUGUGAUGCUUUUUUGUCCUUACUUUCUUACUUGUAGGCAUGUCAGCUUUGAAUUCUGUAAAGUAAUAUCGCAAUCAGUUUCCUCAAUGAGGAUUUCGAUAGAACUAAUACAUAACAGUGCACUGUUCAUUCUCUGACUACUUUUAUCAUCUCUAAUGGAAUCUUCACCUUUAAAAAAACUUUAAAUGUGUGAAACUCUUCAAUCACACAAAACAAUCUGAACAAUAAAGACAACAAUGCCGUUUCGGACAUCAAGCAUAUAUUUUAUUCAUAAGACCAAACCCAUGACAAGGCAGAGUGAUUUUUUUUCUUUUUUUUUGUUUUCCCUUGAAUUUUACAAGUCCUUGUUUUUGAAGAUACAAGAUAGGAUAUGUUUGUUCUGUCACAUACUGUUUUGCUCUAGGUAUACAGUGAAGAAUCUUGUUGAAGUAAUAAAGUCAAAAGUUGGUUUAA
This is a messenger RNA of Mugil cephalus (flathead mullet), 2145 nucleotides long. It is a transcript of the gene arsa, whose product is annotated as arylsulfatase A. Gene Ontology annotation, molecular function: arylsulfatase activity. Lineage: Eukaryota; Metazoa; Chordata; Actinopteri; Mugiliformes; Mugilidae. The transcript has 8 exons. The record is from RefSeq and is a predicted model, not a curated record. The coding region runs from base 101 to 1603 and encodes 500 amino acids.